AUGUCGUACUUCCGCAUCACCUUGAUCAGAUCUGCAAUUGGUCUACCAGCAAAAUCAGGAAAUGUCCUCAAAGCACUCGGUCUGCGCAAACGGAUGGCAACCGUAUUCCACCCUGUCACGCCUUCAAUCGCUGGCCAGAUAAUGAAAGUGAAAGAGCUGGUUGCGGUAUCGGAAGUCGAUGAACCUCUGACAAAACAAGAGAUACACCAGGAACGAGUUCCCGAUCCAGGCUUCUACGUCGAACCCAAGGGACUGCAACCCGGAAGCAGUGACCCAGACCCGCCCAAGACCGAACCUUCGCAUGGCACCUCAUCAGGCGCUGCUCAGAUCUCGGAUUCCGAGUACCAUGAGAUUGCGGACCAAUAUCUCAACACGCUUGUGCUGGCUAUGGAAGAGCUUGCCGAGAGCAGCUCAGAGGGCAUCGAGGCGGAAUUCUCGGCUGGUGUACUCACAAUCACCCACCCCAAGCACGGCACGUACGUGAUCAACAAGCAGCCGCCGAACAAGCAGAUUUGGCUGUCCUCCCCAAUCUCCGGCCCCAAACGCUACGACUGGGUGGUCCCCGGCGACUCGCAGCAGGAGAAGGCCGACUCGACCGUCGACCUGGGCGACGAUGGCCAGAGCGGCGGCAAGUGGAUCUAUCUACGAGACCGGAGCAAUCUGAGCGACCUGCUCAAGAGGGAGCUGGGCGUGGAGCUCCGACAUGGAGGCGAAGGGGAGAGCGAUGUGAACGAGGGUCGCGAAGGGCCAGCAAAGAGUGGAGCCAGCACUGCGCCAUAG
This is a messenger RNA of Fonsecaea nubica, 780 nucleotides long. RefSeq names its product iron donor protein CyaY. The coding region runs from base 1 to 780 and encodes 259 amino acids. NCBI's taxonomy places the organism in Eukaryota, Fungi, Ascomycota, Eurotiomycetes, Chaetothyriales, Herpotrichiellaceae. The record is from RefSeq and is a predicted model, not a curated record. The transcript is spliced from 3 exons. Gene Ontology annotation, molecular function: iron chaperone activity; ferrous iron binding; structural constituent of ribosome. Gene Ontology annotation, cellular component: mitochondrion; large ribosomal subunit. Gene Ontology annotation, biological process: intracellular iron ion homeostasis; iron incorporation into metallo-sulfur cluster; translation.